Messenger RNA from Pungitius pungitius (ninespine stickleback), 3068 nucleotides. RefSeq names its product mitochondria localized glutamic acid rich protein a (gene mgarpa). The transcript is spliced from 8 exons. The record is from RefSeq and is a predicted model, not a curated record. Bases 190 to 1644 code for a protein of 484 amino acids. Gene Ontology annotation, biological process: anterograde axonal transport. Gene Ontology annotation, cellular component: mitochondrion. Lineage: Eukaryota; Metazoa; Chordata; Actinopteri; Perciformes; Gasterosteidae.
AGCACCCUUCAUACAACGGCGUCGCACAGACAUAUUGCGCAACAGAAAGCGAGUGUGGCCGCCUCCUCCUCGCACACGUAUCCUGACCAGACCAGAACCAGACCGGCUAUUCAUUCCUCCAGCACUUGCUGAAGCGCCGGCAUUUCUCCCCCCCCACACCCGCCCUCCAACGUAGCACGGACCGCAGCGAUGUUUUCCUGCAGAGCGGCCUGGCAGAAGUGCGGGCCUUUGGCGCGGAAAGCAGCUUAUAGGCUGCCCCGGGACGUUGUACAGCGGCGACCGAUGUCAUCAACUCCCGGUGGUUCUGGGGAGAAUAUCGUCUAUGCCCUAAUGUGUGGAGGAGCCUUUGUUGGCGCUGUGGCAUACGCAUACAGCACCCUGAGCACAGACGGAGCCAGGUUCAACGAUCGCAUCUCUGAAAUCAAUGCCAGACCCAAGACAGAGUGGGUUCCUAAACCAUGGCCCCCCAAGAGCAAGGACGAGGGAGAGGCUGCAGAGGAGGAAGUGGCAGCUGAGGACGCCGGCGAAGUGGAGGCUGCCGCUGAGGGCGAAGGAGAGACCGUAGUCGAGGAGGUCGCCGAGGUCGUUGCCGAGGUGGCCGAGAUCGUCGCCGAGGCGGCGGAGGAGGUCGCCGAGGCGGCAGAGGAAGUUGCAGAGGUCGCACGUGAAGUGGAGACGGUCGCGGAAGAGGUGGCUAACGCGGCCGAAGCGGUCCCCCAAGCCGCUGCAGAACCAGCCGCUGAGGAGCCCGACAGCAACGUGCCGCUGGCAGCUGCUUCUGCUCUAGAAGUACCAAAGAUCACUGAAGUAAUUCAAGACAUCGACGAGUCCCUUACAGCAGUUGAAGAGGCUACUAAGCCAGCAGAAGAGGCCACCGCACCAGUAGAGGUUUCACCAGUUGAAGAGGCCCUAGUACCAGUAGAGGCUGCACCAGUUGUUGAAGAGGCACCAGUAGAGGCUGCACCAUUUGAAGAGGCCACAGCACCAGUAGACGUUGAAGAGGCCCGAGUAGAGGCUGCACCAGUUGAAGAGGCACCAGUAGAGGCUGCACCAGUUGAAGAGGCACCAGUAGAGGCUGCACCAUUUGAAGAGGCCACAGCACCAGUAGACGUUGAAGAGGCCCCAGUAGAGGCUGCACCAGUUGAAGAGGCACCAGUUGAAGAGGCCCCAGCACCAGUAGAGGUUGUAGGAGAGGCACCAGUAGAGGCUGCACCAUUUGAAGAGGCCCCAGCACCAGUAGAGGCUGCACCAGUUGAAGAGGCCCCAGCACCAAUGGAGGUUGUUGAAGAGGCCCCAAUAGAGGCUUCACCAGUUGAUGAGGAAGUCUUGGUACCAUCAGAACCUGAAGUGACCACAGCACUUGCUGAAGAACCAGUCUCCACCGCAGUUGAAGAGGUUCUGGCAACCAUCGCUGCAGAAGUAGCGAGCCCUAUGGUCGUUGAAGAACCGGCUCCUGAGACCCUCGCAGAAGCUCCGGAGAGAGAGUACAUUGUUGUGGUCCUGGAAGGAACACCUAAAGCUGAUAAGUCACCCAAGGUGCUUGGAGUGGGGUCCAUGACUGGUAGAAUCAUCCCAACUCCAGACGACGACACCAUUUCUGCUUCUGAGGGUAGGCGACGCCUUCUUAGGAUGCAAAUGCAGUAGUUCCAAAUGAGUAAGCAGCUUCCUGGAUGAUGACUUUCUUUCCUGCAGAAGAGGAUGGAGGUGCCUUUUUCCAACUAUGUUCCUUUACUUCUCUUUUAACCAAAAGAACCCCAAACUGAUAACACAUAUUUUCAGUGUAAAGACGCACAAACUGCAGUUCUCAAUGCCCGCUUUGUUGGGCCAUCAAACCGGCAUGUGAGCCCAUUACUGUGACCCUCCACACCAACUUGCAUAUCUUGAAUCUGUAGUCUAGAUGACCCCAGUCAGUAGCUGAACACAUCUCUGGUAGAGUAUGUCUCUUAGUAGCCUCAAUAGCAGUUUGUGUCACUUCAACGGAGCCAUUUAGUCACUGUUUACUCUCUCAAAACUAACAAACUUGUAUUUUAGACGUAUUAGGGUUGGGGGGUGUUUACUUCAUCAGCAUUCUUUACAAUACCAGCCCUCAGGACAUUUAUUCCGCUUCUCUUGGUUUAAAAAAACAAAGAACAGCUGGAACACCUGCUGCACUGAAGAAACCCCUGGAGCACAGCAGCCCCUUUGUACAGAAUCUACCUCACCAAUCCUCGUGUUUUCACUCCUUAAUAAUGAAACUACCGACCUCUUCUCACGCAGUCGCACAAAGGUUACAGUUCCCAAGCCUCCGACUUCAAUAAGCACAUCAUUUCUUUAUUUCAAAAGGUGUCAUUUGAUCACCCAAACUCCUCUUGUUUGUAAUACUACAGGCGUCUGUAGGGUUAGGGUUUGGCAAAAUUGGUAACGUCACAUUUUGUGUUCUUCCUCUUGAUGGUUGCUUGAAGGCACCAGUUGUGACCUCAGAGAUUUUGGGGGACAUGGCCAUGAAACAAGUUUGAAAGCAGCAGAUAUUGAGUUUCCUUUAGCUGACGUUACUCAAUUUUGUAGAUUAGAUGAUUGUACAAUGAAUGUUUUAAAUAUAUUGGCCAUUUUCCCUGAUAUUACAUUGCCAUGACUUUACACUUAGCCAAAAAUCCUACUUAAACCCUUUUUAUCCUUGUCAGUCAUUCAUCUCGAUUCACUAAGUAACCCUGGUAAUCUUGCUUGUGGGUUAGGGAAGAGGAUGAGCAGCAUCAUGUUCUUUGACCUGUAACUAUUAUUGUCUUUGUUCUAGCAGUCAGAUCUGUGUUGUGUGGUUUCAAGUUUUCGCAGCAAGUAUGAACAGUAAUGUUUUCAGAUAUGCGACAUGAAAUGUGUGCGUAUGUGUCUGAGGUCAAGGGUCCCGUGUGAAAUGCUUUGACGGCUCCUGUUGUCGUCUUCUUGAAUUUUUUUUUUCACAUUUCGUUACCUCUACUGUUGAAGGUCUCGGUCAGCAGUAUUUGAAAUUAAGUUACUGAUGGAAGAUUUGAAACGUGACCGUCCCAGUAUGCAUUUCUUUAAUGUAAAUGGGAUCAGAAAAUGACGUGAGUGCA